CAUACCAGGUGCAAGACCUGCGUAUUCACUUCCCGUCCGAAUGUUGGCCCAUCUCGUGCUUUUUCUCUGCUGUGCGUCUCCUCAACACGAUGGCAAUGCACAACCAACACAACAUCAGCAACAAAGUCAAUCGCAGACCCAGGCGCCGUCACUGCAGACUCAGCCAGCUGCCGCCUCGACGUCCACGACACCUACUGCUCCUGAUACUCAUGCUACCGCGCCAGGUGCAGCAACCGCGCAGCCACAGCCCCUUGCAUUGCGGGUUCGUUUCGUUAUUUUUCUCUGUUGUGCAUCUCCCCCGAAUGCAGAUAGACAUUGAUGCUGCAGCAUAUGGACACCUAUUUCAUAUGUGGGUCUGGUUCUUUUCUGUAACAACCGUUAUCUCUUUGUUCGCGUUGAGACUGCGUAUUUGAUUGCCAUAACCUCCUCAAUCUCGGAAACACGUCCUGGCUGCAAAUCAUGGUGCUGUAUAUCCCGUGCACCAAUCAUUCCGUUGCAUCUAUUCCUUGGGUACCCGAUCGCAAGUAUGUACAUCCUUGCACUAGAUCGUUCCCCCCACACUGCACACACGCGCCCUCCCAAUAUCAUUUCCU
Molecule: messenger RNA, 593 nt
Organism: Suillus clintonianus
Lineage: Eukaryota; Fungi; Basidiomycota; Agaricomycetes; Boletales; Suillaceae
Exons: 2
Coding region: 41-319 (92 amino acids)
Source: RefSeq, a predicted model, not a curated record